This is a messenger RNA of Pseudogymnoascus destructans, 519 nucleotides long. RefSeq lists its product as uncharacterized. Lineage: Eukaryota; Fungi; Ascomycota; Leotiomycetes; Thelebolales; Thelebolaceae. Gene Ontology annotation, cellular component: mitochondrion. Bases 1 to 519 code for a protein of 172 amino acids. The transcript is spliced from 3 exons. The record is from RefSeq and is a predicted model, not a curated record.
AUGUUCGUCCUUCGGCGUCAGGCUGUUCAAUCUGCCAGAGGCAUUAGAACAGCCCGUUCAACCGCCCAAUUCUCCUCAUCGACCUCCCGGACCGCCCAUGAAGCAGGCCACGGGCAUGCAGCUCCAAAGGAUGAGCCUCUAGGACUCUCCGUCUAUAUGACACUCGCUGCUAUUCCCGCCGUCUACAUCGUCUACUCCCUGGCUCAGCCCUCUGCUGAUGGGAGCAAGCCGGCUCUCGAGAGGCUCAUCAACAGCUACUCCCACCUCCAGGAUACAUUUGCUGCCAGAAACAAGCUCCACACUGCAGCAAUUGAGCAGGCUGCAUUCGAUCGUAACCUCUUCCAAAGCGACAGGAAGACAGAGCACGUCAACCUCCGGUUCCCUGAAACCUUCAACACAGGGUCUCCACAUAACGUCAUCGCUGGCCAGGGCCCAAGGGAUAUCGAGAAGCUUGUUGCCCAUUAUGAGCAGUUGAACAAUGCGGCUGAGGAGAAGAAGGUCCUCGCAAGGCAGGCCUGA